Molecule: messenger RNA, 1346 nt
Organism: Aplosporella prunicola CBS 121167
Lineage: Eukaryota; Fungi; Ascomycota; Dothideomycetes; Botryosphaeriales; Aplosporellaceae
Exons: 4
Coding region: 31-1170 (379 amino acids)
Cellular component (GO): Golgi apparatus
Molecular function (GO): GDP-mannose transmembrane transporter activity; antiporter activity
Source: RefSeq, a predicted model, not a curated record
ACGUCGACCUCCCCGUCCUCGUCUUCCUCCAUGGCCGACACCAAAAAGAGCGACGACUACGCUCUCGACAUCGACCCCAAACAGGACCGAUCGCCCUCUCCCAAAAUGGCUCCCUCGACCUCGUCCACCAUGUCGGGCAACCCCAUCCUGCCUGUCCUGGCCUAUUGCGGCAGUUCCAUUCUCAUGACCGUUACGAACAAGUAUGUCUUGUCGGGUACUGGCUUCAACUUGAACUUCUUCCUGCUCUGCGUCCAGUCUGUUGUUUGCAUCAUCGCCAUCCAGAGCCUCAAAAUCGCCAAUGUCAUCUCCUUCCGCGACUUCAAGACUGAGGAGGCCAGAAAAUGGCUUCCCAUUACCGUCCUCCUCAUUGGCAUGAUCUACACGAGCACCAAGGCCCUGCAAUUCCUGUCCAUUCCCGUCUACACCAUCUUCAAGAACCUGACAAUCAUCCUGAUCGCAUACGGCGAGGUGCUGUGGUUCGGCGGCUCGGUGACGCCCAUGGCGCUGCUCUCGUUCGGCCUCAUGGUGCUCAGCUCGGUCAUCGCGGCGUGGGCCGACAUCCAGCACGCGCUGGUCAACUACGGCGGCAGCGCCAGCACCGAGGCCUCGGACAAGAUCUCGACGCUGAACGCCGGCUACAUGUGGAUGCUGUUCAACUGCUUCUGCAGCGCGACGUACGUGCUGGGCAUGCGCAAGCGCAUCAAGCUCACCAACUUCAAGGACUUUGACACCAUGUACUACAACAACCUGCUCUCGAUCCCCAUCCUCCUGGUCGCCUCCCUCUUCGCCGAAGACUGGUCCUCCGCAAACAUCGAGCGUAACUUCCCCGCCGCGAGCCGCAACCCCAUCAUCCUCAGCAUGGUCUUCUCAGGCCUGUCGACCAUUUUCAUCUCGUACACGUCGGCAUGGUGCGUGCGCGUGACGUCGUCGACGACGUACUCGAUGGUGGGCGCGCUGAACAAGCUGCCCAUUGCCAUCUCGGGGCUGGUCUUCUUCGACGCGCCGGUAACAUUCGGCUCCGUGAGCGCCAUCUUCGUCGGCUUCGUGUCGGGCAUCGUGUACGCGGUCGCAAAGGUCCGCCAGGGCUCGCAGAAGAAGGACACGCUGCCGACGACGAACGUGCCCAUGAGCGCGAGCAGCCAGAGCGUGCGCGACGGCUUGAAGGCGUAAGGUUUGGGCGUGUAUCUGGUUUCAGUUUUCUACUGCCCCCGGGCUUGUAUGCUACUUUUUUCUCUCUCCCGCGGCGGCUGCCUGCUUGCCUGCCUGGCUGGCUGUUCAAACCACAGAUGAUGGAUGCAUUUUUCCUAGAAUUUUUUUUUUUUUUUUUUUUUUUUUUUUUUUGUUUU